Messenger RNA from Erythranthe guttata (spotted monkey flower), 2064 nucleotides. The record is from RefSeq and is a predicted model, not a curated record. NCBI's taxonomy places the organism in Eukaryota, Viridiplantae, Streptophyta, Magnoliopsida, Lamiales, Phrymaceae.
AUGGCAGGAAGACCAUCUCGGAACACCGCCGCCACAAAUAAUCUCCCAGACACCGCUAACGUUAUUCUCGGUCUUUCCAACCUUAUCCGCGAGCAAGCGCAGAAUCAUCACGAUCAGAUUCAACAACUCCUUCAAAGCCGACAAACCCCACCUACGCCUCAACCAAAUCCCCAAAGUCUAUACGAACGUUUCCUCCGCAUGAAGCCCUCUGAGUUCCACGGUGAUCCCGACCCGGUCGUAGCCGAGGAGUGGAUCAAAUCCUUGGAGGUGAUCUUUGAUUACAUGCAAAUGGAUGACCGUGAACGAGUGCACUGUGCCCUGUUUCUACUUCGCAACGAAGCCCGGAACUGGUGGGAAGGAGCUAAGGAAGGUUUUGAACUCGAGAACUUGUCAUGGGAAGCAUUCAAAGUCCAGUUCUUCGAGAAAUACUUUUCCAAGGACGUCCGGGCCAACAAACUCAAGGAAUUCUUGGAGCUCCGCCAAGGGAAUCUUACCAUGACCGAAUAUGUUCGGUUAUUCGAGCGAGGGUCCUUGUACGCCCCAUUCAUCGCCAAGGACGCCGAAGAAAAGAAAAAUCACUUCACAAGGGGGCUACAACCUGAAAUCCGAAGGGAUAUCCGCAUGUCCGACGCCACUACCUUUCGCCAAAUGGUGGACAAGGCACUAACCGCCGCUCAAGACGAAAGUGAAAUUCAACAAGGGAAGCGACCCCAGCCACCCACGCCACGACCUUGGAAGAAGGCCAGCUUUGGAAAUCACAAAUUCAAGGGAAAGAAGGUCCAGGAUUCGAGCCCUAAACCAGUAGCAUCAACAACCAAGCCAACCUGCUCGAACUGCGGAAAGGCUCACUUUGGGAUCUGCGUAAGGGAUACCGAGCUGUGCUUUCGAUGCAAAAAGCCCGGCCAUAAGGCGAGAGACUGCCCCAACGCCCAAACUCGAGUCCCAGGCCGCACAUUUGCCAUGACUCGAGAGCAAGCGCGUCAAGAUCCGACGAUGAUCGCAGGUACCGUUCUUAUUCUUGGAAGACCCGUGUAUGCUUUGAUUGAUUCUGGCUCUACACAUUCCUUUAUUUCCUCCGAUGCGUGCGUACGUCUCGGCCUACUACCGACUCAAGUAAGCCAUGAAUAUCGCAUCUCUAUGCCCUCGGGCGAAGAAAUGAUCACUAACAGAGUAGUGAAGAAUUGCCCCAUUCAAAUUAAAUCUCAACCCAUGAGGUUCGAUCUCAUCGUACUAACAAUCGAAAACUUCGACCUCAUAAUGGGAAUGGAUUGGUUGACCAAAUUCAAGGCCCAAAUCAACUGCGCCCUAAAGACCGUAAGCUUUUCUCUUCCAAAUCACACCCUAUUAGAAUUUCAAAGCGACGCCGAGACUCUAAUUCCCAUAAUAUCCGCAAUCAAAGCCACCAAACUCAUCAACAAGGGACAUAUCGGCUACCUAGUCGACCUUCUGGAGACUAGCUCAGACCCUCAACCAGUGAUGUCCGAACUUCCCAUUGUCCAAGAAUUUUCCGACGAUCUAUUUGACCAACUUCAAGGGUCGUCCGUCUUCUCCAAGAUCGACCUCCGGUCAGGUUACCACCAGCUGAAUGUCAAAGAAACAGACAUUCCGAAGACUGCUUUCCGAACUCGGUACGGCCAUUAUGAAUUCGUAGUAAUGCCGUUCGGGUUAACCAACGCACCAGCCGCUUUCAUGGACCUUAUGAAUCGAGUUUUUCAUCAGUACCUCGACAAGUUUGUCAUCGUCUUUUUCGAUGAUAUUCUUAUAUACUCCAAGACCCAAGAAGAACAUGCCUCCCAAUUACGAAUAGUACUGCAAACACUCCGAGAUCAUCAACUCUACGCCAAGUUCAGUAAAUGUGAAUUUUGGCUAUCCCGAGUCACUUUUCUUGGCCACAUCAUCUCCGCCGAAGGACUUUCCGUCGACCCCAGCAAAAUAGAAGCAAUCUCAACCUGGCCAACUCCAAAGAAUAUUUUUCAAAAAUCGCAUCACCCCUCACUCAACUCACGAAGAAAGGAGUCACUUACCGAUGGACCCCAGACCGAGAGGCUAGUAUCCAAGAACUAA